CCGCUAGUGGGCGCUCCUUUCAACAAAUGAAACUAUUCAUUUGUUUGCAACAAGAAGGGGCUGUCCUCGCUCAUGCUCAUUCAGUCACUUCCGGUCACAGUCGGGUGUAGAAACAUGGCGAUGGUCUCUUUACGAAACUCAGCGUCCUUGUUUUUAUUAUUCAGCAGACGGUUGUUUAGACCGGAGCUGAGUGCACUUUGUUCUUAUCACAAAAAGGUGGUGGACCAUUAUGAAAACCCGAGAAAUGUUGGUUCACUGGACAAGGGCAACAAGAAUGUGGGGACUGGACUGGUGGGUGCACCAGCCUGUGGUGAUGUAAUGAAACUUCAGAUCCAAGUAGACGAAAACGGUAAAAUAGUGGAUGCAAAAUUCAAAACAUUCGGCUGCGGAUCUGCCAUUGCCUCCAGCUCUCUAGCAACAGAGUGGGUAAAAGGAAAGUCGAUUGAUGAAGCUCUGAAGAUUAAGAACACAGACAUUGCCAAAGAACUCUGCCUUCCACCAGUCAAGCUUCAUUGCUCUAUGCUUGCAGAAGAUGCCAUUAAAGCAGCGCUUUCAGACUAUAGACUGAAACAACAGGACGAAAAGGAGGACCGUGCCAAAGCCAGUAACUGAUAUAUUUACAAUUGAGUAGGGCAUUUUCUAUUGAUAGCUUGGUUACAAAAGCCUCUCAGCAGCACAGUGACGUGUGAAAGAUGAGUUUAUACAUACAUAGACUUUACACAAGCCUCAGGUGCUAGAUGUUAAUGUUUCCAGAUUCAUUCGGGUUCAGAUCAUCAGCAUUGCUUCUGAUACUGAAGCUGGAGUUCAAGGUGAAUACAAAUAACAUAUCCUUUAUUUUUAACAAGGGAGCCAAACAUUUUUCCUGCUUUUCAGUUAUUCUUUACACAUUAAAAUGAGAUCUUUAAUAAAGCAUGAGUAAUUGAUUUGAGUUCUUUUUAAUGCUUUUUUUUGGGGGGGUCGCUUUGAGGUUUUAUUUGGCUUGAUUAUAUAAAAUGCCUUCAGGUCAACAUCUAAAGUUCAAAUAUAAAAACUAUAGAAAUCUGUAUAAGACUGUAUGCUUAUUGAAUUAAACAAUUCAAAACAU
This is a messenger RNA of Melanotaenia boesemani (Boeseman's rainbowfish), 1084 nucleotides long. It is a transcript of the gene iscua, whose product is annotated as iron-sulfur cluster assembly enzyme. Gene Ontology annotation, biological process: iron-sulfur cluster assembly; intracellular iron ion homeostasis. NCBI's taxonomy places the organism in Eukaryota, Metazoa, Chordata, Actinopteri, Atheriniformes, Melanotaeniidae. The coding region runs from base 73 to 612 and encodes 179 amino acids. The record is from RefSeq and is a predicted model, not a curated record. Gene Ontology annotation, cellular component: cytoplasm; mitochondrial matrix. Gene Ontology annotation, molecular function: ferrous iron binding; 2 iron, 2 sulfur cluster binding. The transcript has 5 exons.